CUCUAUCUUCUCUGCAUUAAAUAAGGCCGGGACAAUGAUUGAAGCAUUCUGAUGUGUGUAAAUGCCAAAACCGAGACACAGGAAAUUAGAAGAUCAUGCAGAUCUAACAGUACGAAGUUGAAAAAGUUAUCCUUAGCAGUGUGAAGUUGUUUGUUUCUCUUCAUUCUUCUCAACCGACAACACCAGAAAACAGUGAUGAGGAGCUGAAGGAAGAAUGGAAGAAAGAAAAAUUAGAAGCGCUCUGUUGUUCAAAGACAAAUCGGUUUCUUUCAUAAAGAGAUUUGUUUUCUCCAUUUCCUAUGUUCUGCUUCCUGCAACUCUGCUUUGUACCUUCCUCUACCUUCUCUCCAUAACUCAAUAUUCCACAACCACCACCACUUACCGUCCUUCUUUUUCUUCUCCUCAUCCUUCUCUGCCUUCAACAUCUCCUUCUUUUUCUUCAGAAAGGGAAAAAGUUUACCAUGAUUCAUGUGACUACUCUAAUGGUGAAUGGGUUGAUGACAGAAGUGGUCCUUUAUACAAUGUAACUACAUGUGGCACAAUCAAAGAGAGUGAGAAAUGCAUCUCCAAUGGAAGACCUGACUUGGGCUAUCUGUAUUGGAGAUGGCAGCCCAAAGAAUGCAAUCUUCCAAGGUUUGAACCUCUCACGUUUCUCCAAGUAGUUGAGAACAAACACGUAGCAUUUGUUGGGGACUCUUUGGCCAGGAACCAACUCGAGUCUCUUCUUUGCAUGCUAGCCACAGUUUCAACCCCAAAGCUUGUCUACAAAAGUCCCAAUGACAACAAAUUUCGUCGUUGGCACUUCCCUUCUCACAAUGCAAACUUGUCCUUGUACUGGUCACCUUUUCUUGUGGAAGGGGUUGAAAGAUCAAACGAAGGGCCUUAUUACAACACCAUGUAUUUGGAUCAUGUUAAUGAGAGAUGGGCAAGGGACUUGGAGUGGUUUGACAUGAUUGUAGUGUCAUUUGGGCAUUGGUUUUUGCUUCCUUCUGUUUACUACGAGGGUGGUUUGGUUAUUGGCAGCUUGAACUGUCCUGAUCUGAAUCAUACUCAGAUGGAUUUCUAUGUCCCAUUGAGGAAGGUUUUGAGGACUACUCUGAGUAGCAUAAUUGAGAGAAAGAGGAGUGAAGUUGAUGUGAUUGUGAAAACAUUUUCACCUGCUCAUUUUGAAGGUGAUUGGGAUAAGGCUGGAACUUGUUUGAAGACUGAGCCUUAUAAGAAGGAGGAGAAGGAAGUUGAAGGCAUGGAUGCUGAGAUCAGAAAGAUUGAGAUAGAAGAAGUGGAGAAUGCAAAGGCAAAAGCUACUGAAUUUGGAGGCUUCAGAUUAGAUAUUCUUGAUGUAACAAGAUUGGCAUUGUUGAGACCAGAUGGUCACCCUGGUCCUUAUAUGAACCCUUUCCCAUUUGCUAAAGGUGUUCCAGAACGUGUGCAAAAUGAUUGUGUUCAUUGGUGCUUGCCAGGGCCUAUAGACACAUGGAAUCAGAUUUUUCUACAGAUCAUCAAAAAGCGGGAGAAAAGGUGAUUCAAUCAGCUAUUAAUAUUCUUCAAAAUAUGUAUAUUUGAUUAGUCAUACUUCUAAUGAUUUCACCAUGCGGGUGUUUAUUCA
Molecule: messenger RNA, 1606 nt
Organism: Vigna umbellata (rice bean)
Lineage: Eukaryota; Viridiplantae; Streptophyta; Magnoliopsida; Fabales; Fabaceae
Product: xyloglucan O-acetyltransferase 1-like
Cellular component (GO): Golgi apparatus
Molecular function (GO): O-acetyltransferase activity
Source: RefSeq, a predicted model, not a curated record